Messenger RNA from Schistosoma turkestanicum, 1641 nucleotides. NCBI's taxonomy places the organism in Eukaryota, Metazoa, Platyhelminthes, Trematoda, Strigeidida, Schistosomatidae. The record is from the annotation of a GenBank genome assembly.
AUGGAAUCAGACCCAGCAGUAACUAGUACUGUUUGUGAAGGCAAUGUAUUACACACAGAAAACAAGCUGAACGUUCCUGCUGAUAGUAUCAAUGCAGUCAAAAUGUCUAAUAUAGUUGGAGAUGAGAGUCUUAUCACUCAAAAAGCAUCAUGGAAUGCUUUGAAUGAUGUAGAGACGGCUUCUAGUGUUGGUGAGACGUCAAGGCGAAACAGCAAAUACGACGAUAAUAUGCCCGUUCAUUCUGCCUACUCUGAGUUCGAAAUUCCAGAAAUGGAGUUUGAUGAAUUUGAGUUGGAAUUAGCUGCACAGAAAGAGUUCUCAUCUGAUGAACAGUUGUUCGAAUCUGGUCGUAUGACACCAGAUGGAUUAAUCGACGAAGACUUUGAACGUGAACUUGGAUGCGCAGCUAAGGAGCUCAGUGUUCAAGAUGUGAUUGAUUCUGAUUAUCCAGAUAUUUCUCGGCUAGGUGUAUUACAAGGUGCAGGAGAUGAUAAACUCGGUCGUAAAAUAAUUGUUUUCUCCGCUUGUCGUUUACCAGCAGCUGAUCUUGUUGAUCAUCAACGUUUGCUCAUGUAUAUUACUAAAACAUUGGAACAAUAUGUCAGUAUUGAUUAUGUUCUAAUUUACUUCCACUUUGGACUUACAAAUAAAAAUCGACCCAAAUUUAAAUGGCUUGUUCAAGCUUAUAGAACAUUUGGGCGCAAUUUUCGUAAAAAUUUGAAAGCACUCUACAUAGUACAUCCUACUACUGGAAUAAAAAUUUUAUGGGCUCUUUUUAAACCAUUCAUUAGUUCCAAAAUGUCAAAUAAAGUAUUUUAUGCUGAAACAUUAUCUGAAUUAGAAGAAACUUUAUUUGUCGACCAAUUGCCGAUACCGCAACGUGUUUUAAACUAUGAUAAAACAAUAAUCAAAAAUCUACCACCACGAUCUAUACCACAAAUUCAAAAAGACUCUACUUCUCGGGUAUCUGUGCCCUGUAUACCAUCGUUACCGGAUGCUGCUUCAGUAUUCUCCGGUGUCUAUGAAGAACAAUGCAAAGAUGUUACUCCAGAUCCUCAACAACAGUUUAAUGUCAGUUUACAGUUCAUCAAAAUGAAUAAUGGCGGUCGUCCUAUUCCCAUUGUCCUUGAAGAUGCUAUCGAUUAUCUACGAGAUUGUGGUUUAACUACUGAAGGCAUUUUUCGUCGAUCUGUCAGUUUAAAACGAUUACGAGAUGUACAAAAUUUAUACAACAAUGGUGAAACUGUCGAUCUACGAGAUUAUAAUGAUCCUCAUUUAGCGGCUGUUUUAUUGAAAUCAUUUUUACGCGAACUCACUGAACCAUUAUUAACAUUUGAAUUGUACGAUGAAAUAUUAAGUACCAGUGGUCUAGGUGCCAAAGCAAAAGUUAAAUUGGCUAAAGAAUUAAUUCUUAUGAAGUUACCUGAUGAUAAUUAUGAAAUAUUAAAUUUCCUAAUAAGAUUUUUAACAGAGGUCACCACUUAUUCUCAGCAAAAUAAGAUGAAUGCAGCCAAUUUAGCUGUUGUAUUCGGGCCCAGUUUAGUUUGGUCACGAAAUCAAGCUUCAUUGACUGCAAUUGGUGUGAUUAAUGCAUUCACACAAAUAUUAAUUACACAUUAUGAAUCUAUUUUCAUUAAAUAA